UGACUCUGUGUAUGUUUACACAAAGCUAGCUCGAAUCAUUUGCUUUUCACUCCACUGUUGUAGCAUUAGAUAGCUAGCAUGCAUGGUUGAUUGUCUAGCAGUCCACAAAGAAAAUAUUUGAAUAUUUCCCUAGGUAGAUAUCUCUGAAAUGGUGCGGUCAAGUUUAGAGCAAAUUCAUCUGGGACCUCAUCUGGCACUGCUUCAAGCAUUUCAUCUGGCGCUGCGUCUAGCGUUUCAUCUGGCGCUGCGUCUAGCGUUUCGUCUGGCACUUCAAGGGGUUGAGUAGCCUACAACAUGUUGAUGUAAAAUGCCACUGUGUGAAAGGGACGUGUGCUAUAUACAAUGGAUUGUCUACGUCCCCACGUUCGUGGUGGGUUUACCCCUCAACCUGGCCACCCUGUGGCUCCUCCUCUUCAGGAUCCGUCGAUGGACUGAGUCCACAGUCUACCUCAGCAGUCUGAUCAUCAAUGACAGCCUUCUCAUCUUUUCUCUGCCCUUCAAGAUAUACGCCUUCGGUCGCACCUGGGGCCUGAGCAUGGGCUUCUGCACCUUCCUGGAGAGCCUGGUGUUCGUCAACAUCUAUGGGAGCAUCGUACUGAUCGUGUGCAUCUCGGGCGACCGAUAUGUUUCUCUGCGGUUUCCAUUCAACGGCAAGCGUCUACGCUCGCCACAGAAGGCUGCCCUGGUAUGCCUGGCUGUGUGGGUGACGGUAUUCGCUUUCACCACACCCGUCUAUGAGCUCCACAACAAAAACACCACUAGCCUGCACAACAACAACGAAACCAGGUGUUUCGAGGGAUUCUCCAGGGAAACCUGGGGGAAGAAAUGGAUCAUUGUCGCCAUGGAGACGGUAUUCACAAUCAGCACUGUCACUAUGUUGUUCUUCUCAGUGCGCGUGAUGCAGAUCCUGAGUGACAUGCGGCGUCGGAACCCGCUGGACAAGAAGGUGAGGGACAACAAGUCUGUGAAGAUCGUCCUGAGCAACCUGGUGGCCUUUAUGCUGUGCUUCAUCCCAUACCACGUGGCCGCAGUCGUCUACUUCCUGGCCAAGAACGGCACAGAGAACCCAGACGUCAUCGACCCCCUCAGAGACUUCGUUCACAUCAGCACCUGUCUGGGCAGUGUCAACUGUCUGACGGACGGGGUCUGCUACUACUUCAUCCUGAAGGAGAACCUGCUGACUGCCAGCCAGGAGAGGAGGAGGAUGUCCACUAGAGGGAACAACGUGGCAAAGCCCAGGGAAAUCAACCAGCAUCUGAUGGACAACAUCAUGGUCAAGGGACCCAGAGAGACAGGAUCAGACAACCAGGUCACUGGAGAUCGAUAGGACUUGCUAGAUAGAUGUGGUUUAUCGGAGUGGAGUGGAGAGCAGGGUGGAGGCGAUUUCCCUGUAGAUGGAUGUAGAUCUAUUACCUCUAUCUGGGAAACGGAAAAUCAGAUCACCACAACAGAGAGGAGACAAGUCUCAUGAAAGACUCUCGAAGAAUGAAUGACUGGUGUUAGGUUCUAAUUCUCAGAAAAAACUCAAAGGACAUUUAUGAAAGCUUAACCAAGUUUAUUCUGCCCAGAGGGUCAAUACAGCUGCAUUCAGAUAAAAAUAUUUUCACACAAGCACUGAUAUUUAACUGUUCCUCAUAGGCUGAGUCUCCUCCUACCCAUCUGUACAAACAUCAUUCUUACUGCUAGGCAGGACACUAGUGAUACGGGCCAUAAACUUGUAUUUCUCCCUUAAGGUGACCUGACCUGACCUCAACGCCCCUCCAUCACUAAUCCACAGCUCUCUCCCCCUAUCAAUGCCUGCCACAUGUAAUCGCUUCUGAUGGGUGUCACCUUGGGGUCAUGAGAGUGGCUGCACCAAAUUAUUGAUAUAUUACAAUAAUUGAUUAUGCUUAUGUUGUAUGAAUAGAAGGGGAAGGGCUAUAAGACGCUCCCCCACUACAUUUAUGGGGUCCUGGACCACAGAUGAGCAAUAUAUUCAUUACAAGGUUUAAUACUGUUCCACAGUUCUUUUCUAGUCUCUGACUCUUAUAAGAAACGGUCUGAGCAGAUAUGUGAGCCAUUGCCGUCAAAACAGAGUGUCUGUGAGAAAGCACCUCAAGGCUAAAAGAGAUACAUAGACACAGACCCCUGCAGGGGAGUAAAUAGAUAGGAGACAAGUCAAACAUACCACUGUAAGCCACACGGGAAUGGAAAAUUACUGCUGGGCUAUAGUUUUCUCCUGCAAGUUUGUAUAACUGUAUAUGCAUUGGCUGGGUCUCAUCAGUAGAAGGUGUUGAUGUAGGCAGUUACAUUACUAGGGGUUGACUGCAAGCAUAUUAAAGCAACUUUGACCUUUCAUAUUUUGCAGAACUUACUCUGAAACAUGCGUGCUGUGUUUCCGUUGUCAACUUCUGUCUGUAAUUGCAUUAAUAAAGGUUUGAUUGAUUUACUUAAAAGAA
This is a messenger RNA of Oncorhynchus tshawytscha (Chinook salmon), 2438 nucleotides long. Its product is annotated as lysophosphatidic acid receptor 6. The transcript has 3 exons. NCBI's taxonomy places the organism in Eukaryota, Metazoa, Chordata, Actinopteri, Salmoniformes, Salmonidae. Bases 308 to 1327 code for a protein of 339 amino acids. Gene Ontology annotation, biological process: positive regulation of Rho protein signal transduction; phospholipase C-activating G protein-coupled receptor signaling pathway. The record is from RefSeq and is a predicted model, not a curated record. Gene Ontology annotation, cellular component: membrane. Gene Ontology annotation, molecular function: G protein-coupled receptor activity.